Messenger RNA from Nelumbo nucifera (sacred lotus), 1991 nucleotides. RefSeq names its product root UVB sensitive protein (Protein of unknown function, DUF647) (gene RUS6). Lineage: Eukaryota; Viridiplantae; Streptophyta; Magnoliopsida; Proteales; Nelumbonaceae. The record is from RefSeq and is a predicted model, not a curated record.
CUCGUUUCCUCUAGUGUGUGGUAGCUGACUGGCUGGCUCUAGAGAGAGAAAAGUUUGUUUGUUGCAUCUCUCUUUCUCUCUCCCCUCCUCAGAGGAGAGGACACUUGCUUCCAUGACUAAACUGCCGCGUCUUCUCCGUCGACAAAACCGAAGCUAGAAACUCCAGACUCUCUCUCUCUCUCUCCUCUUCUUCUGCUAUAUAUUUAUAUAUGCAUUUCCCAAUUCAUUCUUACAUCAAACAAGGGACACUUGUUUGAGUCUGGUUGUUAUUCUUCGGAAAUGGCUCCCAUCAAGUUCAAGCAAUCUCCGACCUCAGCGGCUCAAACCCUAGCGGGAUCUCCGGACGCGCGGCUUCUCGUCCGGGAGACAAUUCGCAUAAGCGCCAACCUCGCUUCUGCGCCGGCGUCGUCUGCUUCUGCUUCCUGCUCUCCUUCUACCUCCGGCUCGUCGCCUCCGUCUUUGGUUGCGGCCGAGAGCCGGGACCUGAGGACAGCCGUGAAUUUUGGGUUUGUUGAGGAGGAGUUUAUCGAUUCCAGCUUGAGAGUUAUUUGCCGGGAGGUGGUCGAUGGCCGCCGGUGGAAGUAUGUCGUCGAGAGGGAUGGUCCUGGGAGUUUCAAGAAGGGUUCUAUUCGUACUGUAAGCUUGGAGACUCCCCAGGAUCCCCUCAAUGAAUUGAUGUCAUUUAUAAGAUCCUAUGUGGUGCCUGAAGGUUUCCCCGACAGUGUCACUCCUUCAUAUGUUCCAUAUAUGUCGUGGAGAGCUCUGAAGCACUUCUUUGGAGGAGCAAUGGGUGUUUUCACAACACAGACGCUGUUGAGUUCAGUUGGAGUUUCUAGAAAUCGAGCUACUUCAGGGGCUGUUGCUAUUAACUGGAUUCUGAAGGAUGGAGCAGGUCGAGUUGGAAAAAUGAUUUUUGCACGGCAAGGAAAGAAAUUUGACUAUGAUCUGAAACAGCUUCGAUUUGCUGGUGAUCUUUUAAUGGAGAUAGGUGCUGGAGUAGAGUUGGCAACUGCUGCUGUCCCACACCUCUUCCUACCAUUGGCUUGUGCUGCCAAUGUGGUCAAGAAUGUUGCUGCUGUAACAUCAACAUCAACUCGUACUCCAAUUUAUAAAGCCUUUGCUAGAGGAGAAAACAUUGGGGAUGUUACUGCUAAAGGAGAAUGUGUAGGCAAUAUUGCAGAUCUGCUGGGAACUGGACUAAGUAUCAUGAUCUCGAAAAGAAAUCCAUCUCUGGUGACCACUUUUGCACUCCUCUCAUGUGGAUAUGUUCUCAGCUCUUAUCAAGAGGUAAAGUCUGUCGUGUUACAUACUUUGAAUCGUGCAAGAUUCUCUGUGGCAGUGGACUCAUUCCUUAAGACAGGUCAUGUGCCUUCAUUGCAGCAGGGGAACAUGACAGAGAAUAUCUUCAGUUUCCCAUGGUCGAAAGAUAAGCCUAUAGUUCUAGGUUCGAGGUUUAAGGAUGCAUUCCAAGAGCCAGGUUCAUUUCUUUCCAUAGAGCCUCUCUUUGAGAAGGAGAGAUACAUUGUCACAUAUAAUCCUUCAAAGGGUAAUGUAUAUGCAUUGCUCAAGGACAAAGCAAAAUCUGAUGACAUUCUAAAAGCUGCUUUCCAUGCUCAUGUGCUUUUGCAUUUCAUCCGUUCAUCAAAUGAAAGAAGGUCUUCUUUGAGGAGUCAUGGUGAAUCUGAUAGUUUGGUUUCUAGUUUAUCCUCAUCAACCUGUCAUUCCAUGCCUAAAAAUAUUGAUCUCGAGGCUUAUAUUGCUGAGUCUUGCAAGAUGGUCUCUACUUCAUUUGGCCUCUUCAAAAGGAAAGCUGCAGAACAGGGAUGGACAAUGUCAGAGUCACUUCUCAACCCUGGGCGAGCUCGGCUAUAUUAACUGCAAUAUGCUUGGAUUGUUGAUGUUCAUGCAUGCAUUUGCCAAGUGCUUGGACUGCUUUUGAUACUCGGACGCUUACAUCGAGAAAUGGGGUCAAGUUGGAGUUCACAUAAAAA